UUAACCUUGUGUAGCGGCUAGCUCGGCUCGGCUCGGCUUGACUUGAUUAGGCUCGUCUUCCCCGACACAGCUGGCGAGGAUCAGUCGAAGUUGAGUUUGGGAGAGAAUAGUUGCCUCUGCUUAAGUUUACUGUGAUAUGUGUUGUAAAAGUGUGGCUGAUUUAUGUCUCGCUUUGUGUAAACAUGUUCACAUAGUUGAAAGAUUGAACGUUGCCGGUAACUUAAAAGUAAGACCCCGUAAGUUGACGGUAAGUUGACGCAGAACAAAAGGCUCUGCAUUGCGACCCCCUCCCCCUCUGAGCUGUCAGAUUGAUUGAGUCAAUACUUGAAGAAUGAGAGGAUCAGUAUUGUACCAAGCUGUGUUGGAGUGAAGGUCCAGUUUGUGUCCAUCCAGUGAGCUGAGUGGCUGCCGGCCCAUCGAGCUGCUUGAGGUGUCUCAGAGCUGUGGAUUGCAUCAUUAUACGACAAUAGCAAUUGCAAUCAAAGCUCUCCCUCCUCCUCUUCCUCCUUCUCCUCCCCCAUUUCUUUUUCUCUAGGCCUGACUCUCCACACACACAACCCUCAGACCACUCCUCCCACGCUGGUCAUGUUCCACUCCCCCUGUCUCUCCAGCCAGUCAGGCAGUGAGUCGAUGGAAGCUGUGUAAUCCUCUGUAAAGUAUAGGGCCUAUACGGCUGCAUAUGCUCCCUUUUGUCAUGGUGGCUGUUGUUGCAGAGGCCUCCCUCAGGAGAGCACAUGAGGGAGAACAGAAGGCAGCAUAAAGCUCACAAAGGGACGAAGAGAGAGAGAGUGAGUGAGAGACACUGACGCUGCCAUUUAUUUGACCGGAGGAGAAUGAGCUUCACAGGGCAACGGAUGGCAUUCAAUGGGGGUGAAACUACAUGAUGUGGCACUGGCAUUACCAUCCCACGCCAAUCACAAAUUGGACCAACAGUCAACUUUGGAGAUAUUUGCCACAUAGUGGCCUGCAGCAAGGAAUGCAGUGAAACAGAAAAAUAGACAAGACUUGUUUUUCUUGAUUUAGAAUAUUUUUCUAUUUUUCCUCCCCUUGGUGGUUUUUUCAAUUACAGCUUACCAAAAGUGCCUUUUUGUGUCUAUUUUUUUACUCAACUUGCGCAAUAUUCAUACUCCAUAUUGCCACAAAAUAUUGCAUGUAACUUAACAUACAGUAAGUGUCACAUUCAAUGUGUGUUGCCAUAUUUUAGAGGAGGUACCUAGUAUAUUUGACUUUGCGUGGGCCAACACCAUCCUCCGUCAGUUGACAAUCAUCACUUUUCUGAACUUUGUUUCUGCUUGGGGAGAGCCUAUAUAGUUCCAGCAUUAAAUCCCUGAGAGUUGGUUUCCGCCAGACCAACGUGACUUUCUGCACUGCCUUCUCCCAACAUUUGUUGCUUUGACGACGCAGAGCCGUCGCCAUGGUCAGUAUCCAGUCCAAAUGGCGCUACCUUUUCAUGUUCCUGGGCAUCCAGCUGGUGGUCAUGGCACUGCUGUCCCGAGAGGGAUACCAGAAGAGAGUCUCCUACUUCAUCCGCAUCUUCCGCAAACCUGACACCACUGGUGUGUCGGGCUGCAACCACACAACAGCAGGCACCGCUGGAGGGGACGUAUAUGCCAACCUCUCCCACAUUUUCAAAGCUCAUAACCAUGGAGAUGAAAUGCCCUACUGCCCUAAGACGUCCCCUCUUAUAGGUGGGCCGAUUCACGUCAAGUUUCCAUCCGGGCUCACUCUAGCAGAGGUUCAGAGGAAGAAUCCACUGGUGGUGCGCGGAGGACGCUACAGGCCGCCUGACUGCGGGGCGAGGCACCGAACAGCCAUCAUCAUUCCCCACAGACACAGAGAACACCACCUUAAGUUCCUGCUAUACUACCUACAUCCUUUUCUGCAGCGACAACAACUCAACUAUGGAAUUUAUGUCAUUCACCAGGCCGGAAACUACACUUUCAACAGGGCCAAGCUGAUGAAUGUGGGUUUCCGUGAGGCCAUGAAGGAGGAAGACUGGGACUGUCUCUUCUUCCAUGAUGUGGACCUCAUUCCAGAGGACGAUCGCAACACAUACGUCUGCGACUCCAACCCCAAGCAUGCAGCCAUCGCCAUGGACAAGUUUGGCUACAAGCUUCCGUACAAGAUGUACUUUGGAGGAGUGUCAGCUCUGACACCACUGCACUACCUCAAGAUGAACGGCUUUCCCAACAACUACUGGGGCUGGGGUGGAGAGGACGACGAUAUUGGAGUCAGGGUGUCUCUGGGAGGGAUGUACAUCAGUCGUCCAUCAGUGAAGGUGGGCCGCUACAAGAUGAUCAAACACAAGCUGGACAAAGGCAAUGAUGUGAACCCAAAGAGGUUCAACAUGCUGGCCAAGACACGUCAGACCUGGAAGUUGGAUGGGAUGAACACAGCCGAAUAUGAGACAAUCUCACGGCAAUACAUGCCCCUCUACACCAACAUCACUGUCAACAUCGGCACUGAGGCCGGUCUACAUCGACCUCCCCCAACACCACCUCAUCCUGCCAAAGCUGCAGGUAAAGCUGCAGGUAAAGCUGCAGACAAACCUGCAGACAAAACUGCAGGUAAAACUGCAGACAAAGCACCUGCCGAAGUCCCAGCAAAAGGCCCAGCCAAAACCUCUGCCAAACUCGAAGAGGGCCUCUCCGAGAAGAAGUCUACCCUAAGAGACCGCUAAUCAUGUUUCACUCUGCCAUUACUUGGAUGGGAUAAUCCUAUUAGUACAUGCUGUAGGACGGUGGUUUUUCUCCUCAAUCGCCUGGAGUCCUUUUGCCCAUUUUAAGCUUUUUCGUCAGUUUAGAGGAAUUAGUGUGUGGACAGUGGGGCACUCAUUUGGGUGAUUACAGAUUUAUAAACGAAACAAAAAAACGAUUGACCUGAAUUCCUCCACCCUUAGAUGACGGCGCUCCACCUUGGUUCAUCACUGAUUCUUCUUCCAAGGGAGUCAGUGAAGAGUGGCGGGUAAAAGUUGGACUCUGUGAGUUUAUAUAUCUACAGUGCUGUGGUCGCUGGUUAAACCUUGUGAGGCCUUAGAAGCUUGUUUUUCUUUUUGUCUUUUCACUCGUACCUUACAUUAUUUAGAAUAUUGGGUUUAUUAGAGCAGUAGCUGUAAUUUCCAGCAGUCGCACUCGUUUUUCGUCUAAAUGCCAAUGAAUACAUUAGUGAAGGAGACGGUUUCCUGUUGAGUGUGUGUGUGAAGCUGCUACAAUGAAUACUGAAUGAAGGAACUUGACAGAUGUGUAUUAGUUUUAUUUCUGCUUCUGACAUAACGGCGCACAUAUCCCAUCUGUCUGCAAAUGUCUGGGUUCUUUGUUUAGAAAGGGUUCCUACACAGAUAUGCUGAUCUAUAUGUUUUGUUUUGUGUAUCAAAAGAUGGACUAAAUCUUUCUAAUGUUUUCAAAGUUAUAGAUGCUGUAAACAUAAUUUUGCCUCCUGUUAUUUUCAGUUGAAUUACUAGUGUGAAUGGAGUAAAAGUUCUGUACGCCAAGGUACAGUUUCUCUAUGUAGCGUUAGUGCAUUCAGUUUAGCCUUUUUCAAAUAUCAGCAUAUCCGAUAUCUACAUUUGAUUAGAAUUUUUUUUCCGCGCGUGUAUUUGCCUUUAUCCAAUAGAGCGGGUCUCGGUGACAGUGAUCAGUCCUCUGCCUUCAGGUGAGCAUGAGAUUCACAAUGGAGUCCGUCUUGCUUAAUAUUUCUUAAUUUAUAUUAAGAUAUAUGUUAAUGUGCAGUUUACUUGAUAUCUUAUGUUAAUGUUUCCCUGAAGAGUGCUUUCUUUCUCCCACAGCACUUUAUAUGCAGUCAAUCUUUAUACUGUAUCUUUUGCCCACCUCAUUUCCUUAAUCUAAACAUACCGUUGAGAAUUUAACUAGAAAAAGCGUUUGCUCUGCCAUUUAAAAAAAGAUUAGUAAAUGCUGCCGUUUAAAGCUCGUGUUUACAGUAGCCAAAUUAUUCCAUGUAGACAAACAAGUUUGUUCAGAAGCACCGCAUUACAAACCUCUGGGAUUGCUGUUGAUGGAAGUUUUUGCUGUUGUCACAAGGGAUCAUUGCAAUUUAGCAUUUUUUUUUUUCCCCCCUUAGUUCAAUUGAAAAAUGAUAUUGUCCUUGUUUGUGUUUUGAGGUAAUUCUAUGACAUCUUGGUCUGAUUUGAUGAUUUAAAAACCUCACAAAAUAAUGUCGAAAUGCAUCGUCGUCAAGAUAUCGAUGUGGGGUUUUCAGUCGACACAGGCUGUCAUUUUGUGAAAUUUAACUGAGAUGUGUUCAUGAUGUCCUUUUAGCAAUAUUGUUAUGCAAGUUAUAGGCUCGCAACAAGGAAACGGGCUGUUUCUUUCUCUUUUCUUUAACUCUUUUCAUUUCAAACACAUGCAAACAAUUUGUCCCGUGGUGUCAUGUCGACCCAGUUUCUCCGCAAUGCGACUCUGAAAGCCUUCACGUGGAGACAUCUGCCAUUUCCUUCCCACUUGUGCCCGUACACUGCAUGUCGGCUCUCCGCCAUCCUUCUCUUCGCUUCUCUCCACUCUGACAGAUUUGAUUGUAAACGCGUGAAAAAGAAACGGUACCUUCAUCCAGUGAGAGACGCUGUACUGGCAGGUGUACAGGUUGAAACCAAAGACGACUGAAUGGAAAGCUUUGACGGAUAAAAAGUGUGCGUGUGUGUGUGUGUGUGUGUGUGUGUGUGUAUAUAUACAGUAUACCUUGUUUGUUGUUCUAAUGGACAGACCUAUCAUCUCUUCCUAUCAUUAUUUGUAGCAUCUUUCAAUACUGUGUACAAAUAAUCUCAAACCAGCAUUUAUUCAGAUUUCUUUUCAUUUACAAUCCACAAAUAAUUUUUGUUUUGUGAAGAGAUGAAGAUAGUUCAUGAUGAUUUCUAAGUGAUAUUUUUUUUUCAACUGUACUGAAAAUGUAUUGUUAUCCUCAUGUCAUUGUGGCAUUUGCUGCUGAAGUGGAAGAGGCGAGCUCUGAGAGUGGUUUCCUGUGAUUUUCCU
Molecule: messenger RNA, 4982 nt
Organism: Cottoperca gobio
Lineage: Eukaryota; Metazoa; Chordata; Actinopteri; Perciformes; Bovichtidae
Product: beta-1,4-galactosyltransferase 3
Exons: 8
Coding region: 1415-2680 (421 amino acids)
Biological process (GO): carbohydrate metabolic process
Cellular component (GO): Golgi apparatus
Molecular function (GO): galactosyltransferase activity
Source: RefSeq, a predicted model, not a curated record